Messenger RNA from Trifolium pratense (red clover), 1775 nucleotides. RefSeq names its product tRNA (cytosine(38)-C(5))-methyltransferase 2-like. The record is from RefSeq and is a predicted model, not a curated record. Lineage: Eukaryota; Viridiplantae; Streptophyta; Magnoliopsida; Fabales; Fabaceae. The transcript has 10 exons. Gene Ontology annotation, molecular function: methyltransferase activity. Bases 233 to 1369 code for a protein of 378 amino acids.
AAUGUCUCAUUGAAUUGAUUUUUUCAUCUAUGGAUAACUUUUUGGUGCACCAAAAAACUUAAAAAAAUCAUUAAAAAAGGAAGGCAUAUUUAAUUAAUAUUUUUGAAAAAGAGCAAUAUUCACUUUGGUUUAUUUUUGCGAAUUUAAAAUUUUAUUAUAGUCCUUUUGUAAAAAAAAAAAAAUAAAUUCUACAAACAGAAGAACGUGGAUUGAGAAGCGGCAAUUAAACGGAAUGACGAAAGAGAUGAAGAGAGUGCUUGAGUUUUACAGUGGAAUCGGUGGCAUGAGGUACUCGUUGAUGAAGGCACAAGUAAACGCUGAAGUGAUUGAAGCUUUUGAGAUCAAUAACAUUGCAAAUGAUGUUUACCAACAUAACUUUCAUCAUCGUCCUUACCAGGGAAAUAUUCAAUGUCUAACUGCUGCCGAUCUAGACAAAUAUGGUGCCGACGCAUGGCUCCUUUCUCCUCCCUGCCAACCUUACACGCGACAAGGUCUCCAGAAGGACACUGGUGAUGCACGGGCAUUUUCUUUUCUUCAGAUUCUUGAGCUCAUCCCAUUCUUAUUGCGGCCUCCAAGUAUGUUAUUUGUGGAAAAUGUAGUUGGAUUUGAGACAUCUGAUACGCACGCAAAACUGAUUGAAAUACUGGAAAAAACAAAUUUUAUCACACAAGAGUUCAUUCUGAGCCCUUUACAGUUUGGAAUCCCAUAUUCUAGGCCUCGUUAUUUUUGUCUGGCUAAGAGAAAACCGUCAUCAUUUGUAAACGAAUUUUUGAACUGCCAACUGAUUCAAUCUCCAAGACCAUUAUUUGAGCAUUUUAAUACAGUUGCAAAGGAAGAUGAUUUAUCACUAGAGGACAGGCAAACUGUGUUGCAGUCAUGUCAAUCUAUUGAGAAAUUUCUCGUAUUAAAGAAUCUUAGCAGUGAUACAGAUGUUGAAUCUGAAGCUUCAACGACCGGUCUAUCAAAUGACACUUCUAGAAGUUCAGGAAAAGAUCAUGAUCAUGAAUAUGACUCUAUAGACAAGUAUUACGUCCACCCUAGCUUGUUAGAGCGGUGGGGAAGUGCUAUGGAUGUUGUCUAUCCCGAUUCAAAGCGUUGCUGCUGUUUUACGAAAAGUUAUUACAGAUAUGUGAAGGGAACUGGCUCCCUUUUGGCUACUAUUCAGCCAAUGAAGAGGGACAAAACAUCACUCAAGGAGCAGUGUCUGAGAUACUUUACACCAAGAGAGGUUGCAAACCUACAUUCUUUUCCUGAAGAUUUUGAGUUUCCAGAACACAUUAGUCUCAAACAACGGUAUGCUUUGCUAGGGAACAGUUUAAGCAUAGCAGUUGUUGCUCCCUUACUUCAGUAUCUUUUCACUGAAGCUUAGUGAUUUUGAAAUCACAAUAUUCAUUCAACAGAAACAGAUAGUUUCUUCAUGUGCCUAUCAUGCAAUGAUAGUGAGAUCAUGUAACACCGUGCCAUGAGUUAUUGUUUCAACCAUGGCGGUCAAACCCUGAUUACAUGAGUUCAGAUAUUUUCACCGCAGAAUUCUGGGAGAAUUCUUCUUAAUAGUGUUUAACAGGUGAGUGAGUGUGUGAAAAAUGUAAUUUGAACUUUGUAAUAGGGUUAAAAUGUUUGUGUCAAGUAUUUUGCAGAGUAAAUGAUAGGAUCUGGUAUAAUUUAUAAUGCACAAUUGAAUGUAUCAGAAAUUAAUUACUCGUGGAACUAAGAGGCGCCUCUUUGUAUGUUUUUGGUAAAAUUAAGUCGGUGUGCCGUGUUGGCCUUAUAGGAAA